GAUAAUUAAUACGGUAACGUAAGUGAACUUGGUGACGUCAGGGAGGACCCCGGGGAGAGUUAUCUUUUCUUUUUAACAAUCCUAAAAGACCAUGGAAUUUCGGAUUAACCGGAGAUAUGGUAUUUUGGUUGCAAGAGCCCGACACUUAGUUAGGUCCGGUGCGUUCUCAAUGACCCUUGAAAAACCAAGGGAAAGAUUUAUUCUCACACCUGGUCGUACUCAUAACCGCAGCAGGUCUCCAAGGUGAACAGCCUCUAGUUGAUAGAACAAUGUAGGUAAGGGAAGUCGGCAAAACAGAUCCGUAACUUUGGGAAAAGGAUUGGCUCUAAGGAUUGGGCUUAUUGGGCCUUGGUUAGAAGGUUUGGUGGGGUGCGGGAAGAAGUCUUCGGAUGGAAGCCUGCGUUUCGCCGGGCUGGAUGGCCUUGGCUGUGCUGGGCAACUGGUACGUCCGGUAGGUGAUUAACAAUCAACUUAGAACU
Molecule: messenger RNA, 479 nt
Organism: Rhizophagus irregularis DAOM 181602=DAOM 197198
Lineage: Eukaryota; Fungi; Glomeromycota; Glomeromycetes; Glomerales; Glomeraceae
Source: RefSeq, a predicted model, not a curated record